Molecule: messenger RNA, 1458 nt
Organism: Microthlaspi erraticum
Lineage: Eukaryota; Viridiplantae; Streptophyta; Magnoliopsida; Brassicales; Brassicaceae
Source: the annotation of a GenBank genome assembly
AUGGUUCUAUCACUGAUCAUUUCACUAAUCACUAUCAUCUUCGUCGCCGUCAUGCUUCACCAACGUCGUCAAAGAUCCAACAUACCGCCGGGACCACCACCACGGUUUAUGAUCGGAAACUUUCAUCAACUCAAACCACUAUGGACUCAUUCUUUCUCCGAAUGGUCAAAGACUUAUGGUCCCAUCAUAUCGGUUUGGUUAGGGUCACAGCUCGCUGUUGUUGUCUCAAGCUCUGACUUAGACAAACAAGUGUUGAGAGACAAAGACAAUCAGCUGUGUAACCGACACAGAACCGCUAGAAUGACGCAGAACGGUUCUGAUCUUAUCUGGUCUGAUUACGGUCCACAUUAUGUGAAACUGAGGAAGCUAUGCACACUCGAGCUUUUCUCUUUUAAAAGCAUUGAGAGUUACAGGUUCGUGAGAGAGAUGGAAGUGAGAUACAUGGUUAGGUCGAUCUUCAUGGACUUGAUGAGCGUUUCAGGCGAUUGUCAGAAACCAGUGAUGCUGAGAAUGUAUCUAACUUCGGUUGCUUUGAACAUUGUUUCAAGAUUAGUCAUCGGAAAAACAUUUGAACCUAAAGAAGGUAAAGAGCUUAAGUCGAUCGUUGAUAAAGAGACUCGCUUACCCGGUGCAACCAAGCUGACUUGGCGUAGACGUGUUUCGUCUUGGUUCGCUAGAGACAAGGUGUUCAUGAAGCACAUGGCUCGGAGAAAGAAUUGGCUUAGAAGAGCUGUAAUGGAGGAAGGAUAUGGAGAGAGAGAGCGAAAGUGUUUCGUUCAGAGUCUGUUAGUGUUAAAAGAGAAGAAUGAGACGAGUGAAGAGACGGUUAUAGGACUUGUAUGGAACAUGUUAACCGCAGGAGCUGACACAAUGGCCAUAGCUAUAGAAUGGGCAAUGGCAGAGAUGAUCAGAAACCCUAACGUGCAAGAAAAGGCACAAAAGGAACUUGAUUCAGUAGUUGGAUCCGGAAGGUUAAUGACUGAAGCAGAUAUCCCAAAACUUCCGUAUCUGCAGUGUGUAGUCAAAGAAGCUCUCAGGCUUCACCCUCCAACACCAUUGAUGCUUCCACACAAGGCUAGUGGAACAGUUUGGUUAGGUGGAUACAAGGUUCCUCAAGGAACAACGGUUUACGUCAACGUACAGGCCAUCGGUCGAGAUCCGGAAAACUGGAGAAACCCGGAUGAGUUUGAACCAGAUCGGUUUCAACUCGAUGAAACCGAUGUCAAAGGUCAAGACUUCCGUGUUCUUCCGUUUGGUUCGGGAAGAAGAGUGUGUCCAGCUGCACAGCUCAGCAUCAAUAUGAUCACAUUAGCAAUUGGUAACUUUGCUGCAUUGCUUCUCUUGGACUUCCUCUACAGAGCACAUCGACAUGGCAGAGAAGCCUGGAUUAGUUUGUUACAUGAAGACUCCAUUGCAGGCAUUAGCUUGCUCCAGGCUGCCACAAAAGUCUUACCUUAA